CGGAGCCAGAGCGCGGGCUGUACGGAGCGCGCGGCGGGAAGGUAGCUGAAUCGGGCGGCCCGCGACCCCGGCGCGGCCUCCGCUAGGGCCAAGACUCGCACACCUGCCGGGCCGGGGAGAAGCCGGGGGCCGCGCGCAGGCGAGGACCCGCCGCCCGGCCCGGGGAAGAUCCCAGGACGCGGACCGGGCAGCUCGGGUCCGAGGUGAGCCCGGGCGGAGGACGCGCCCACCGGAGGUGCGGCCUCGGAGCUCCAGACCCAGCCCAUUCGGGGCUGGGGUCCCCAGAGGAGGCCGACGGCCGAGGCAGCGUGCGCCGGGAGCCAGCGCGAUCCCUGCAAGAGCGGAGGAGCCGAGCCAGAGGGAGCCGCGGCGCCCGGCCAUGCACCGGGCGCAGUAGCGGGAGGCGCGGGCCCGAUGGCGCGGGCCGGGGCUCGGGGACAGCUCGGCGGCCGCCGUCCGCCCGGCCUCCGGCUCGCGCUAGCACUUCGGCUCGCGUUGCUGCUGGCACGGCCGCCGUCGGGCCGCGCGGGAGCCCCCGAGGCACAGGGUCCCGCGGCGUCCGGCACGACAGCCCCGGCGGGGGGCGACCGCUGCCGCGGCUACUACGACGUGAUGGGCCAGUGGGACCCGCCCUUCAACUGCAGCUCGGGCGCCUACAGCUUCUGCUGCGGCACGUGCGGCUACCGCUUCUGCUGCCACGACGGGCCGCGGCGCCUCGACCAGAGCCGCUGUUCCAACUACGACACGCCGGCCUGGGUCCAGACAGGCCGGCCGCCCGCCCGCGCCCGCGACACCGCGGCGCCCCGGGACCCGGGCCGCGAGCGCAGCCAUACGGCCGUCUACGCUGUGUGCGGCGUCGCAGCGCUGCUGGUGCUGGCCGGCAUCGGGGCGCGCCUGGGCCUGGAGAGGGCGCACAGCCCGCGCGCGCGGCCCACCGUGACCAGGGCGCUGACAGAGCUUCUGAAGCAGCCGGGCCCCCAGGAGCCAUUGCCUCCCACCCUGGGCCCACCCCUGGGUGGCUGUGUCCAGGUGCAGAUGGGGGACGGCCUCCCCCGGGGCUCCCCCCACAACAGCGCAGGUCCCAGGACUCCGCGCCUGGCUCGAGCGUCGCCUCCGGGCGAGCCGUUCAUGAGGGUGGCAACCCCCGGGCUGGCUGCUGCCGCCGCUGCGCGUGAUUCGGAGCCAGGCCCUGUUCCAGGCGCUGGAGGCUGCCGCGAAGACAGGCUUGGCUCGCAGCCUCGCCCGGAGAACGGUCCCCCAGGUUCUCACCGAACGGCCUCGGGGAGAGGACUACGGAGAGGUGACAGCGAGGGCGGAGUGACCCGGGGCAUCGGACCGAGCCGCGUCUCACUCCUCGCUCCAGACAAGAAGCGCCUCAACAACGCGCCCCGGGGGUCGGCCACCCCGGGGCCCCCGCGCGGCCUGCGGCUGCAGGGAGGCGGCAGCCUGACGCUGCAGCCCGACUACGCCAAGUACGCCACGUUCAAGGCCGCCGCGCUCAAGGCAGCAGAGGCCGCCCCGCGGGACUUCUACCAGCGUUUCCCCGCCCUCGAGCCGUCCCCGCGGCAACCCCCGGCGCGAGCUCCUCGACCACCCCCGGACUUGCCUGCGCCGCUGGACGCCUGCCCCUGGGCCCCGCCGGUCUAUGCGCCCCCUGCCGCGCCGGGCCCCUAUGCCGCCUGGAACUCCAGUCGCCCGGCCCUGCCCGCCCCGCUCGGCCACCCGACGGCUCGGGCCUUCCAGGUACCCCGGCGACCCGGUCACGCGGCCCGGCGCCAGUUCAGCGUGGAGAAGAUGCUUGAGACCUUCAGCCCGCAGCCCCCCGGCCUUUACGGCAGCGCGGGCCGCGGGUCCCGGUACCUAAGGACCAACAGCAAGACCGAGGUCACCGUGUGAAGCGGGGCCGCGGUCCCCUCGAGGCAUGGGCUGGAGCUCUGUCUGCCCGUCGGAGCCUCAGGCCACAGGGAGAGGAGCGCCUGCCGUAAGGCCAGCUCUUCGGUCUGCCUCAAUGGCAUUGGUGUCUUGGAUCUUGCAGGCCGCGGGUUCGUCUUGUAAAUAAGCCCUUUUAUGUGGUUCCUGCCCCUGAGAAUAAAGCCCCAGCGUG
Pongo pygmaeus (Bornean orangutan) is the source of this 2104-nucleotide messenger RNA. RefSeq names its product shisa family member 8 (gene SHISA8). Bases 415 to 1896 code for a protein of 493 amino acids. Gene Ontology annotation, biological process: regulation of AMPA receptor activity; regulation of short-term neuronal synaptic plasticity. Lineage: Eukaryota; Metazoa; Chordata; Mammalia; Primates; Hominidae. The transcript has 4 exons. The record is from RefSeq and is a predicted model, not a curated record. Gene Ontology annotation, cellular component: postsynaptic density; dendritic spine membrane; AMPA glutamate receptor complex.